Prorocentrum cordatum is the source of this 1314-nucleotide messenger RNA. The record is from the annotation of a GenBank genome assembly. Lineage: Eukaryota; Dinophyceae; Prorocentrales; Prorocentraceae.
UGCGGACGCGGCGGGAGAACAGUAGCAGGGGAUAGACAGAUCGGCUCAAGUGCGCUGCCCCACCACCUGCUCCCUCACCCACGACACCAUGACGGGCAUAUCCACCUAAUCCUCCGGCGCUCAGCGCGAGUGCGUCUCGAUGUUCCUCGUGGGUCAGCGGGUCCUUUACAGCUCUCCCACACACGCCCGCUACAUGGACGCGGUCGUCAUCGGCACCCUUCCAACGGCGACCUCGUCAUCACCUUCACCGAGCCUGGUUUCGACCCCACCAACCUUAAGUUCGUCCCCAACUUGACCCUCGUGUCCCGCGUCGCCGGCUCCAUCGCCCCGGCCACGCCGCCCAGCAUGGAGCCGAAGACGGCCCCACCCACCAGGCCCUCCACCACCACCCAGAACCUUCGAUGAGCUUCUCCUUCGCGUUGAUGUUGUCGCACCCCAUGGGUCCCACGAAACCCUUAAUAUCUUUACGUGGUGAACUCCGUUAGAUCAACAAUCCAUGCUUUGAAAAUGAAACUUCAACAACGCAACAACACCAAUCCGCACCGCGGAACCCCACUUCAACCACCCGCCCAGGGACAGUGAACGACCGUUCGCCCCCCUCGGUCUGAUCAACAACGCGUCGCCAUGGGGCGGUCGUCGGCGUGUUUCUCCUCGUCUUGAACCGGAGGCCUGAUGCUGUUUCCUCAGUAACAACAUGAAGGACUCCCCACGGUGGGACAAUAACUGUCGCUGGUGCGCGCGGGCCUCCGAAGUGGAGCAAUAGUUGUCGCCGGUCCGAAAAUUUAUGCGUUCAUCCAUGGUUUCUUCUUCUGAGGUGGGCAUGCGCAACUUCCACCUGAUCAAGCACGGCAAGGUGUGCCCUCUGAUCAACGUGGACAAGCUCUGGUCGCUGGUCCCUGAGGGCACGCGGGAGCAAUUCGCGGCGAAGAAAGACAAGGCUCCCUUCAGGAUGAGGGAGGGGGCAGAGGGGGCAGAACAAGGAGGAGGAGAGGAGGGGACAGCGAGGAGGAGGAUGAGAAAGAGGUGGAGGAGGAGAAGGAGGGAGGCGGACAAGGCCCCCGUGAUCGACGUCAUGAAGGCGGGCUACAUGAAAGUCUGCGGCAAGGGCCAACUGCCCGAACAGCCCCUGAUCGUGAAGGCGCGCUACUUCACCAAGGAGGCCGAGGUCAAGAUCAAGGAUGCCGGCGGCGUCUGCGUGCUGGUGGCCUGAGAGGGUGGCGGGCGGACCGUGGCCGGCGCGACCCCCACGCGCCAGCGUAGCGACCGGAGCAGACCCAUUCCACAAAAGAGGGCCGCUGGAUGGUGUGAGAAGAG